AUGGAAAAAGUCAGGAUCUACAAGGAGGCCCUGAUAAAGGUCGAAGCUACCGACCUCGAUAUAGAUACCGACAAACCAUCCACUAGCAAGAAUUGGCAUAUACAAACUGAGGUAUCCAGGAAACAGCAAACUCAAAAGGAAGUACUGUUUUCACGAAGUGGUUCAACCUCAAUGGACUAUCUGGUAGAACUUGUGAGUAAAAGAGCUCUAGUGUUAAAGCGGCACAUUGAAGAGGUGCAUGCCAAUCUAGAGCUCAGCAACCAGGAGGAAACUCUAGAUAGCAAAGAAACACUAGAGUUCCUCUGGAAUAAAGUCCAGUCUACGCUUACCGAUUUGGAGGUAAAAUAUGAUAUACCUUCCCAUGAAAUCGACGGCAUAGACGCAUUGGAGCUUAAAGUCCAUACAUUGUCGAAGAAACUUAACAGGAAGUUAAGUGUCUUUCACAGUAUGAAAGAAGACGUUCCAGAGAUGCCAAAAUCGGAUCUUCCUCAAUUUAAUGGAAGUCCCAAAGAAUGGCCAACGUUCUUCAACUUGUUCUCCGACAUGGUUCACAAAAGGAAGGAUAUCAGCGACACAAGGAAGCUGAAUUACCUGAAAUCAUGCCUCAAAGGAGAUGCCCAAAUGGUAGUGAGCCAUUUGUUAAGUGGAUCAGCUGCUAGCUACAAUUCGGCGUGGGAACUUAUAUGUAAGCGCUAUGAAAAUAAGCGGAAGAUAUUCGCAAACGCCGUUAACCAGCUAGUGGACCUGGAACUGCUGGAAAACAAUGAUGAAAGCAGGAUCCGCCAAUUCUUGGAUACAGCAAAUGAGAAUAUUCACAUCGUUAAAGAAGUAGCCCAAAUUGGUAACGAUGUGGAUGUACUAAUCGCUCAAAUUUUGCUACGAAGAUUCUCGACGGAAGUCCUACAACUUUACGAGCAACAUGUAAAGAGGGCCAGAGAAAUUCAGUCCUUGAAAAAUGUACUCGAGUUUAUUGAUCAACUAUACAAUUCAAUAGACGCAGUACAGAUAAGGGCCGUCCAGACGGUUAUUGAAGCAAAGAGAACGAACUACAAAAGAUGCCGUUUUUGCAACCUGGACAACCACGAAAUUACCAGGUGUUUAAAAUUUAAAGCAGAGCCAGUUAAAAAACGCAAGGAGUUUGUAACUAAAAGUGCUCUAUGUUUUAAAUGCCUAGGUGCCCAUAGCCUGAAAGAGUGUCAAAAGGAUUGGUCAUGCAAGUAUUGUACCAAAUCACACAACAAUCUGCUUCACGAGGAUGCGAACGAAAACGAGACCAUCAGCAGCAAUUGUCUUAAAGAAAGCAACGGACAAGAUACGUUGUUGGCAACUGCGCUUAUUCGGAUUAAAAACAAGUCCGGAAAAUAUGAGCAGCUAAGGGCCCUCAUCGAUGGAGGCUCGCAAAAGACAUUGAUAUCUGAAGAGGCCGCUCAACGACUACAACUGCGCCGAAUCAAGCGGAAAUUGGGAGUACAAGGAAUUUCACAGAAUGUUGAAGUUCUAAAAAACAGCGUUUGCUUGACAAUCAAACCAAGGAUGACAAGCAAAUUCGUCACCAGAACGGAGGCACUUGUUAUGCCAAAACUGCAAAGAGCUCUACCGAGCAAGAAAAUUGAAAUGGACAUCAAUAAGGACUGGAUGGGCUGCAAGCUGGCAGACCCACAUUUCAAUGAACCCAGCAGAAUCGAUGUUGUGAUUGGCGUUGAUUUACUCCACUCAAUAAUGUUGGGAAAAGUUAAAAAAGUCAACGGUAUACUGGGGCAAAAAACUGAACUUGGAUGGAUUGUUUCGGGGAACAUAGCUAGACCAGUAAACAACAAGGUGAUCAGCGCAACAACGACAAUGUGCCUGGAUAACCUCGAACGCUUCUGGAAGCUGGAAAAUAACUUAAGCUGUUCAAAAGAGAACAAUAAAUGGGAUGGCCAAGGCCGGCUAGUAGUCUCCAUACCAUUUAAAAAAGACUUCGAGUCAGGAAAAUCGCGCAAGCACGCUAUGACACGAUUACUGCAUGUGGAGAACAAAUUCAGAAAGCAUCUACAAAUAUUCACGGAAUAUAAAGACUUCACUUGGCAUGGGAACCGCCACCUGAGCAAAGGACCAAAGUAA
Messenger RNA from Drosophila mojavensis, 2103 nucleotides. RefSeq lists its product as uncharacterized. The coding region runs from base 1 to 2103 and encodes 700 amino acids. Lineage: Eukaryota; Metazoa; Arthropoda; Insecta; Diptera; Drosophilidae. The transcript has a single exon. The record is from RefSeq and is a predicted model, not a curated record.